AUGGAGCUGGCAAAGGUGUAUAAGCAUGAAGUUGGUGAAAAUGUGGGAGAAUGGUUAUUGCGCAUGUGGGAUGGAGGAGCUGACAGUGUGCAGUUGAAUGCAAGGGAAGCAUUAUGUAUGGGGCAGCUGACGCUGCAUCCACAGCUCAUGCAGGUAUUACGGAGGGUGAGGGAGAUUGGAGGUAAUUUUUCAUUAUUUGAUAUGGUGCAGCAUGCCAUAAUUGUGGCCUUCCCAUCUAGCAAUGACAUUGAGCCCAUUUCACCCUGGUCAAAACCGAGGGAUGCUAUUACCCGCAUUAGAGUUAUGGGUUGUGUGGUGGGAUUAAACAAGGAUAACUGGGAAGGUCCAGACAUGGAGGAAUUCACAGCCAGAAUGCGGUCUCGGUUUUUAAAAAGUGCACCCAUGGAAAUGAAGGCAUCUUUAUUGUCUUUGCUGGGCAGUUUGGGGAAUAAUGUAAAGGUACAUCAGCGCACCACUUAUUUAGCUGAAAUUGGAGAAUUAGAGUCAGAAUCUAACCCUAGGAAAGGUGUGUUUGCCGCUAACAGGACGAGGGAGGAGAUGGUGGAACCAAUAGAGGGAGAAAAGCAGGGAAAGUUUAGGAAUAAAACAAGGCUGUGA
This is a messenger RNA of Pelobates cultripes (western spadefoot toad), 618 nucleotides long. The record is from the annotation of a GenBank genome assembly. NCBI's taxonomy places the organism in Eukaryota, Metazoa, Chordata, Amphibia, Anura, Pelobatidae.